Molecule: messenger RNA, 13467 nt
Organism: Paramuricea clavata
Lineage: Eukaryota; Metazoa; Cnidaria; Anthozoa; Malacalcyonacea; Plexauridae
Source: the annotation of a GenBank genome assembly
AAGUUAGUCAUGUGACCACAACUCGUCUUCUCGCAGACCGAAACAACAUAAAGACAAAAAUUGAGCAAAAUCCGGCAGUUUGGAGCCGUUUAAAGCCUCAAAAUUGCUUCAAAAAAGCAGCGGCUUAUGGACAGCGACGAGGAAGACUUUUCGUACGAGGAGGAAGACGAUGAGGGCGACGAUAGCUGCGAUUUUGGCGUUGAUGCAGACGAGGGUUUCGACUCGACUUACGAUAUGCCAAACACUGCGAGUGGAGCCGACGAUAUUUUUACAUACGAAGUACUGACUCCCGACACGAUUGUAUCCUAUAUGAACACGAUAAUCGACGAAGUAGACGCCGUUUUUCAGGUACGAAUUUUAAAGCUUAAAUGUCGCGGGCGAAACUACAAAAACGCAUCAAUGAUUUGUUCAAUAAUCCUGCUAGGUAUUUGUGCUGUGUAUUCGGGGUUUAUAAAGCUAGACAACAAAAAAAUGUAGCUUUGAAAUUGAUGUUUAGUCUAUUAUUUUGAGAGGGAAUUCCGUCUUGGGAUUCUGGUGUAAAUAUUUGGGGUUUUUCUGCUACAUUUUUUUUGUAACAACUACGUACAAUUAUUUCAUAAUCAUAACAGAUUAGAUGGCAAAGUUGAUAUUGCCAACUAUUAAUACUUGCCCAAAAGUAGUUGUCCUUUUGGCAGCUUGUAUAGAAACGAUUUAAAACGCAAAUUAAAUCUUUCUACAUGUAGCUGUGAAAUGGAAUUUGAAUCUGCCAGCUUGUGUAUUUGUUAGGAGACUAAAUUGACAUAUGCAGUGAUCAAUGUCUCUAAUGCUAAAUUUUUAAUAAUUUAUUAACUCUUGACGAAUAUCAAGUCAAGGUUAGCAACAUAACUGAUCUUUCCGAAGAUUAAAGUAUUUGCUGAAAAACUGAUUACAAGUCAACCUUCAAGCUGAGUAAAAUCAUCUGACGUAAGGCGGAGUUACUGGAGUAAACAGAAAUUGAAAGAAACUCUCUAGAAGCCUGACAUGAUUUGGUCAUUUUUAGCGAUUAACCAAUUAUUCUCGAGGAUGACUGGCACCCCUCGACCAGUAAAAUUGUGUGGUUUUAGAUAGAGUAACAUAAAUAACCCAUUGAGCAAAAGUGCUCUCUGCUUGACGAGCAAAAGCAUGUGUGGCAUUGGACAGUGAAAUAAUAAAGCAGGGCACAGCAAUGGGCAAUGCAGCUUAUUGGGUUAGAAGAAAGGCUCAUCGAAGUUUAACCCAUUGAGUUGCAUUGCACUCGACUUUAUUACUUCAAUCUGGCUAACACUAGACGAUUUAGUCGUCAAAGUGCUGGCGCUCAAUGGGUUAUCCCAUGCCCAUUUAUAAUUAUCUAACCCAGAAUAUUUGUUCCACAUCUUCUUGACCAAUCAGAAGCCAGGAAAACAUACGGAGACAAACACGUAAUUUGCAACUGCAAUUUAGUUUGUUUACUGACUUUUAAAAUCCCCUUCUGCAAGAAAAUCUAUGUAAAUAAUCUGCUUGAGUUGCAUAUAAAAUUACAGUUGUAUUAAUUAUUUGUACUUUGUGAACAGAUGUUUCUAAUAAUAAUUCAAAAAUUCUACAGCUAAUGUUUAGUAAUCUUGACAUUUUACUGUCGUUCCAAUUGAAGUGUUGCUGAAAUAUUGAUUCAAUACAUUACCUCGGGCUGACCAAUUCAUUUCAUCAAGUUCCUCGAGAUAUUCAUACACUUCCUAGUAUAAUUGUAAACUUCCUGUUGAAUAGUUUGAAUGCACCAAUCACCUUUGGUUGUUUGUGCAACUAACCAAUCAUAAAUAGAAAGGAAGUGACCAGAAAUGAUCAAAUACUUGGAAUUGGCUCUUUCACAGGAAGUGUAUGAAUAUGUCAAGGAACUUGAUCAAAUGAAUUGGUCAGCCCGAGGUAAUGUAUUGAAUCAAUAUUUCAGCAACACUUCAAUUGGAACGACAGUAAUAGUACCGUACUCUAGAUAAACUAAUAUAUUACACUUUUACAUGUAUAUUAUGCCUUGUAAUUAUGCUCUAUGUAAUCUAAAGAUAAUUACAAUGUACGGAAAUGUAUACACUAUAUUGGGGUUCAUGACGCCAUCUUUCCAAGUGGGGCAAACACAAUAUAGCAAUAGACACUGGGGACCAGUGUUUCCUAAAGAAUUAACCCAUUGCGUGGCAGCUGUAUACAAAGUAAAAUAAUAGAGGGCCACAGGUUUUUCAGUUAUAUUGCUGUCAUGUGUUUUUACCCUCGUUAAAUAAAGUUGUUCAUUAAUUCAAAGUAGGGCACAUUGGGUUAAUGGUGCAUAAUAGAUUUGAACUUGGCUUCACGCUUAUAAUACUAGAGUAGAGCUGAGGCAGAAAGCAGUAGAGCUGAGACAGAAAGCAGUAGAGCUGAAAGAGAAAGACUCUACUAACAGUUUCAAAAAAUGUCGUAAAACGUGGCUUUUUAUUGAAGCCUUCUCUUAGUUUUGACUUAUUUAAUACUGUGGUAUUAAAACUGUGUUAGUUUUUUAGUACUAUAAUUUUAAUAUAAUUCUAAUACUGCCAUAUAUCUAAUAUCUAAUGUAAUUUAAGUUGGUAACUUUAUACAUAAUUCUUAAACUUGUAACAUAGACUAUACAUUAUUAUUUUUACCAUUCUACUCUUGUAAAGCACUUUUGAACUUUUUAGGAAUAGCGCUGUAUAAAUGUAAAUUUAUUAUUAUUAUUACUAGAAAACUUAGAAAACUAGUUGAAAACAAGCCUUACUUUCCAUUGCUUUCUUUAGCUUACAAGACCGGUUGCAAGAAUUCUGCUGGGCCAUUUUAAGUGGGAUAAAGAAAAACUCCUCGAAAGGUAGUUAGCAUUAUAAUUGUAUUAACCAAGAGAAUCAGGAGAAUCACGUAACAAGCAACGUUUUUGUCAACAUAGACUUCAGAUUGCGGAGACGGAACUGGAUUAAAAAAAAACGUGUUUGCGUAUAUGACAAAACUUAGGAUUUUUAAAUUCUUCUGUGUUGACAAAAACGCCCUUCGUCAUCCUAGGCCCUUCGUCACAAAGUUAGUUGUGGGACGUUAGAUAGCUACUAACUUUAGGGAAGUUAGUUCAAUGAAGGUCCUUGACUUGAAACAUCGAAGUGCCCCUUUUCAGGUAGGUGUAUCCCUGUCAAUCCAAAGCUUGUAUUAUUGCCACUACUUACGCUGGAACAGAUCGGCCAACUAUUUUCCUAGAUCCUUGACACUGUGAUUUUUCAAUGUGAUUAGAAGCGAACUUUCUCUAAGCCUCAUUUAAAUGUAAUAAAUAAUUUUCUCUUUAGUAACGACCAGAAGGCUUUUUUUUAUAACAAAUUUAAUAAAUUGUAACAACGUUUCGGAGUUUACUCCAUCAUCAGGUUACAUUUCACUACAGGGUUUUUUUAGUGCGUAUAAAUGUAACCUGGUGAUGGAGCAAACUCCGAAACGUUGUUACAAUUUAUUAAAUUUGUUAUAAAAAAAAGCCUUCUGGUCGUUACUAAAAAGAAAAUUAUUACUGUGAUUUUCAUACCUUGUUCUAGAUAUUAUUGUGGAGACCAAGAGAAGUUGUUUAAAGACGCUCACCUAGUCAAUCCCCUGGCACAAUCUACUUUGAACAAAGUGCAGAGAUUAUCUCGCUCAAAUUCUGGUUCGACAAGUAGCGCCUUCUGUGAUAUAUGCCUUCAGGUUUCAACUAAUAUUGUGAGUACUGUAUAUACUUUUUACAUGGCCAUAUUUUGAGGGGAGGGGUGCAUACCUCCCCUGAGAUUUUUGCACCUCUUCUGAAACGUCAUGCCCCGCCCCCCUUGGGAAAGGCUAAACGAUAGAUCAAAGUGAAAAUUUAACAAAUGUGUUGUUUGGGGUUGACACUUUGUAAGAAAGUUUUUCUGUAAAAUUGAAACAAUGAUGGCCAUUCAUCCCUGUGUCAAGUAUCUUUUUGAUGCAAUGUUUCGAAAGAAGCUUUGUAUUUAAUUAAUAAUAAUAAUAAUUUAUUGAUUUAUAUUGCGCAAUUAUCAAUCUUGCAAUUUUCAAAUGCGCAUUACAAAGUGUAAAAAAAUGACAGUAUAUCAAAUAUGUUACAUAUCAAAUAUCGAUCUAUAUAAAGUAAACAACUAUUCAAAAGCUUGACGGAAUAAAAAUGUCUUACAGGUAAACUACGUGAAGCGUUCCUCUUUUGACUUCGUAACUCAUUUGGAAUUUUACUCCAUUAGCUUUGCAACUUUGAAAAACUCUUUGCAAAUCCCUUGAGGGAAUUUGCAACGUUCCUAUCAGCUGUUGCAAUAUUCCAAACUUCAUUUUAAAUUUUCCUAACUUCCUGUUUUAAUUUCCUAACUUCCUGUUCUGUUCUGAGCGUUGUUAUUGGUCGAUUAUUUUUGUUAGCCAAUUGCAACACCCAGAACAGAACAGGAAGUUAGGAACUUGUAACAGGAAAUUAAGAUUAAGAAAUUUAUUGGCUUUUAGCAACAUUGCAAAUUUCCUCAAGGGAUUUGCAAGGGAGUUUUUUAAAUUGCAAAAGUAAUGAGGAAAAUUGCAAUCAAUUUAGAAACUCAAAAGAGGAACGCUUCACAUAGUUUACCUGUAAAAAUAUUUAAGGAUGAGCAACUUCUAAUAUGAUAAUCCAGCUUUGACAUUUUAUUGGUUGGGUAAGAUUAUUCUUAUUAUAGUAUUCAAUAUAUUCUCUAGCAAACGUUUCAAGGCCUUGAAUGCCACCAUGAAUUUUGUACUCGUUGUUGGAAAGAAUAUCUGACGUCAAAAAUUAUGGACGAACAAAAAGAAGUAAGAUUAGAUAUUACCAUUUGCAUUGAAGCAUUCCUCGUUAUUGUCUUAACUCAACACGAAAGACAACGCAAAGUUACGUGCCAAGUCAUCACUAUUUUGACAUGUCAAACUUAAAGUUGUCCAACCACAACGUUGGUUGCAAAACUCAGAAACAACUUCUUAACACGGCGUGGGGUAACACUUGAAUGCAAAUGGAGUAUCGUUAUAAAUUCCUCUGCUAGGUUGCAGCACAGAGUAGAGACAUACAGAGCUGUAACUGGCCGUCGUAAACACUGUGGAAGCUUACGUUUUCAUGUACCCACUUUUUUCAGACGACCAGGCAAAAAAUGAUCAACUGCGCGUGCUCGGCAAGUUCUGCGAGCAGUUAAAGCAGAUCGUCAUCCAAUUUCAUCCAAUAGGAUUCGUCCAUCUAGUAACUUGCCGAGCACAUGCACAAAAAAGUGGGUACACUAGUUAUAACUUUGUAUAUGUAUGGUAUAAUGAAAGUGUUAUUUUCUCACUCUGAUAACUACAGAUUGACCAUCAUCUGUUGGCACGAUCGUUCUUAAAGUGCAACUAACCACAAAUAUGAUUUUUGGUAUGCAUAAUAUUUGGGUCAUUCGAAGACGAAAUGUAAUAUAUCUUUUUAACAAAAAAUCCCAUCUUGAUCAGCUUUUUCACUGCCAAAGUUUGCGGAUAUGAUGUCAUUAGGUGAAUUGCAAAUUAGUUUUCCUUUGUUUUUUGUACCAAAAAUUCACCUAAUGACAUUCAUAUCUGGAACUUUGACAGUGAAAAAGUUGAUCAAGAUGAGAUUUUUACUAUAAAGAUCUGUAUUAAACAUUUAUUUUUACAAUGACCUAAAUAUUACACAUACCAAAAAUUAUAUUUGAAGUUAGUCACACUUUACUCUCGAUUUCAAUUUGCUUUUCAAAACUGACUUCCAAUGUUUACUUGUAAAUUCGGAAUGUUCGUUGUAAAGUUCCGAAGUUUGUUUCAAAGUUUGUUACGAUGAUUUACGAUGAUUCAAUAGCAAGCAAUUUGAUUGGCUGGUUCACUUAACUAGCCAAUUACAACUUACUAAACUUGAUUAUCGUAAAUCAUCGGAACGAACUUCGAAACAAACUUCGGAACUUUACAACGAACAUUUCGAAUUUACAAGUAAACAUUGGAAGUCAGUUUUGAAAAGCAAACUGAAAUCGUGAGUAAUGAAACCUAUCUAUACCGGUACAUGAUAUUUGAAAAUAAACAUCACAAUUAAUUAAACAGUGUUCAAAAUUAUAAAGUACAAUUUAUUUGUUUUCUAGAAUAUUGCAUGCCCAGCAGUAAAAUGCGACAUUUUAGUAAAUGAAACUUUUGUAGGGUAAGUAUUAUUGUCUGUUUUGCAUGUUAUUUGACUUUGUUGUAUUUAAAACAGUAAUAUAUAUUGCUUUGUUUUUCCAGACGAAUUUUGAAUGAUCAAAUAGUAAAAAGAAAGUAUCACCAUCUCAUAGCUAAUAGCUUUGUUGUAGUAAGUUGAAUUUCAUCCCUUGCUGUACAUGAAUGCUUUAUGUUUUUUUAUUAUUUUUCUGUUCAUCAUGAAUCGUUUUUAUUUUAGAAUAAUCGCUUAAUAAAAUGGUGCCCGGCACCGGAUUGUAUGAACGCUGUCAAAGCCAGCUACUCAGAUGCAAAUGCUGUAACAUGUUUAUGUCGCCAUGAAUUUUGGUAUGGAAUAAAUAUUGUAGUCAAUUCCAUUCAUCUUUUAUCAUACACUUUAUAUUUAUACUUUUUAUUCUACAUUCCAGCUUUGGUUGUACAGAACCAGUUCAUGAGCCUGUAAAUUGUUCCGUAAGUCGUACUAGUUAUUUUUUAUGUGCAGUAAUUACUGUCGUUCCAAUUGAAGUGUUGCUCAAAUAUUGAUUCAAUACAUUACCUCGGGCUGACCAAUUCAUUUGAUCAAGUUUUUCGAGAUAUUCAUACACUUCCUGUGAAAGAGCCAAUUCCAAGUAUUUGAUCAUUUCUGGUCACUUCCUUUCUAUUUAUGAUUGGUUAGUUGCACAAACAACAAAGGUGAUUGGUGCAUUCAAACUAUUCAAUAGGAAGUUUACAAUUAUACUAGGAAGUGUAUGAAUAUCUCGAGGAACUUGAUGAAAUGAAUUGGUCAGCCCGAGGUAAUUUAUUGAAUCAAUAUUUGAGCAACACUUCAAUUGGAACGACAGUAACAGUUUUGUUCAUUUGCAUCCCUCAAACAUUUCUUACAAAUCCUUCAAAACGUAGAAUUUACCAAUGCAAAAUUCCUAUUGUGAUCACAGUAGGAAUGUUCGAUAUGAGAAAUUUCCAGUAUCGGAAAUUCUAAAAGGGAAAACGAUAAUUUCGAACAUGUUUCGAACGACAUGCACGUACUCAGUGUAAAAUCUCGCUGAAGUGGAAAUUCUAAAUCAUUGCAGUAGAAAGUUCUUUGAAUUGCUAUUCAGUAGUAAAAUAAAGGUUAUGGUUUUGCCAUAUAGUUGGUAAAUUUAACACGGUAUGCUGAAAAAUUCUGGUAUAUCCGAAAUUUCGGUAUGGUUGAAUAUCCGGUAUCGAUAUACCUAGGGAGUGGAAUCUAUUGCCAGAUAACGUGAGAUGUUAAACAUCAUUUUCCUCAUUUCGUAGAAACUACUUAAAUUUGACCUUUUUCCAAACUCAAGGAUAAUAUUUGAUUUUUCCUUGCUUGUUUAUUAUCAUACUGUUUUAUCCAUCAAACUUAUUGCAAAAUUCUUAACUUUAGCUGUGCUUUGUUUAUGUAGUUGUUAAAGCAAUGGAUUAAGAAAUGCAAUGAUGACAGUGAGACUGCAAAUUGGAUUUCAGCAAAUACUAAGGUUUGUACCUUCAUUCUGCAGCAUAGAAACCAGUGUUGUAACAAGUCACCAACAGGUCAAGUCACAAGUUGAGUCACCCAAAGAUUGAGUCACAAGUCGAGUCAUUUUACUAUAUAUGGUCAUUGGUCGAGUCAAGUCAAUGGCUUCACUCGAGUCCAGCCACUGGCUACACAAUCGAGUCAUUGGCGGCUGUUGACUCGAGUCAAGUCAUUUGCAGCUGUUGACUCGAGUCGAGUCAUUUUUUGUACUUGGGUCGCAGAAAGUUGCAUCUCGAGUCUGAGUCAAUGACUUGACUCAUUACAACACUGAUAGAAACUGUCCAUGAUAAAACAUACAGUAUUUAAAAUGUGCUCAUCAAUUUGAUGAUGUUCUAGGAAUGUCCAAAGUGUCAAGUAACAAUCGAGAAAAAUGGUGGAUGUAAUCACAUGGUCUGUCGGAACAAUAGUUGCAAGGUAAUAUGGUACGACGUAGACAAGAAAACUCUUACUGUGCAUUACAGGACAUUUUAUAUCACAGAAUUUGUCCCUUCGCCCUUUCCCGCCUUCGCUCAGCGGCAGGGUCUUAGCUAGAGGGCCGUGUUGGCCGUGUUAUCGCGGCCAAAAAGGGAAAAACACGGCUAGAUAAAAUGAACACGGUUUCAUUACUUUUAUAAGGCCGUGUUUAGGUUCAUAAAAUAACAGACAGAAUUUCUUCCUAUUUACUGUACGUCGUAAGAAAGUUUGUAAAAUCUACGUUUGUAAAAUCUAUGUUUUAAUGUUUUGAUGGAUAAUGGGAACUGUAUGGUGUUAAAAUGGUUUUAAAUGCCCCCAAGAGUUGCUGAAAUAACUUGCAAAGCAUAGAACAACCACAGGUAUUGUCUGUUGUUGGUGAGCAUAACUAGAACCGUGAAUUUGGCUAUUUGAGGUAAUUGACAUGUGCACACCCUGGUCAUUUAGAAACAUGCCCAAGAUCUAAAAUCCUAGCUAAGACCCUGCUCAGCGGCUCCACUUGUGUUCCAAGGUCCGCCAUGUAAAGUGUAGUGAAAUGUGUCUCGGUACUAAUUGUAAUCACAACCCUCGAAAUUCAACUAUUUUUGCCUCGGCAAAUAAUUGCCGAAGUCUUUCGAUAAUUUUUGAGUUUGCCUCGUUCCUCAUGACAGAGGAAUUUGUCAUAAAAUGUCUCUAUGGCUUUUUUUCAGGCUGAUUUUUGUUGGGUGUGUCUAGGACCGUGGGAGCCUCAUGGAUCUAACUGGUAAGUCAUGGAUUCAGGUUGUUCUUAUAUGUGCCAGUGUACAGCAGGCCAUCUUUUACAGGGCCGUCUGACAAAAUGUCCAAUGACUUACAGUUUGGGUCGGACAUAUGUAUGAUGAUGUCCGAUGAUUUUCAGUUCAGUUUGGCUCGGAAAUAAGUCUGAAUGACACAAAUAUCAGCAUAAUGUAUUAAUUCUGAACGGUAAAUGUUAUGAAGAUAUUAAAUAAUUUUUGUCAUUCAUACUCAUUUCCAAGCCAAAAUUAACUUGAAUGCCAAUAACAACAGUAAGAUGUCGACACUUAAGUUCGUUUUCCACUUCACCAUUUCGCUCGCCGCCGACGACAUAUUGAUUUACGUCGGACAAAGUUACCAUUCGGUCGGACACCAAUACACUUGGGUCGGACAAACAAUAAACCUCAGUUUCAAUUAGGUCGGACAGAAUGUCUGGUGGUUUCCUCACUACGUCGGACAAUUUCGCGAAUGGGUCGGACAUUGUCCGUGACUGACCGAUAUUUUAAGGCCUGAGUACAGAUUUACAACUACCUGAAAAAUAUAUAUGCGGAACUUCUUGUAUAACUGUUAUCGUAAUCAAACGCAUUUUCUUUUUUAAUAUUUCAGGUAUAGUUGUAAUCGUUUUGAUGAGAAAGACUCACAGAAUGCGAGAGAGGCUCAAAAUGUAAGUUGGAACGGUCUCUGUGCAAGCUUAGCUAGUGAGAAUAACAUCAGAAUGCUGCAGAAUGAGAGGAUUUCAACUCCCUUGAAAAAUACAAGUAAAAGUUCGCCGUUUCAAGUGAUGGCCUUUCGUCUUUCGUUGUAUUUUUCAGGUGGUUGAAUCGCUCUCAAAUCUUAAUCUGCAGCUUUCUCAAAAUGUAAGUUUAUACAGUUCAAUAAACACUGUCUAGUUUGUGGGAACGUUGGACGAAAUACAACGUACUGACUCUGCUGUUUAUUGUAGAAAUCACGAUCGUCUUUGGAAAGAUAUCUAUUCUAUUGCAACAGAUAUAUGAAUCAUAUACAGAGUGCCAAGCUGGAAUGUGAGGUAAUUACCAUUCUUCUUCAAUAGCCAAUUCAAGCUAUAGACUAAGGGACCGGUCAUGAAGUAACUGCUAGGGUGGGCUGGAGUGAUUUGAGAUGUGCCGUGGAAAAUCUUUGCCUUUGGGCAGUUUUGAUGGGCCGCCAAUUUUUUUGUAUGUCCACGGUUGGGCCACCAAACAAAAACCCAUGCAUAUCUAUACUUCAAAAAAUAAAGAUAUUAAUAAUAAAAGUAAACAAAACUAUCCAAAUUAUCAAAUGCAAAUGAUGCUAUUGAAGCUAAUACUUUGGAGAGCAGCUCAGUAUGUAAGCUUGGUGGAAUUAUGUAUGUCAAUACAGUGCCGUGUAUAUUUACAAUGUUCAUACCUGCAAGUUUUUUUAUUAUAAAAGUAUAUUUUUCCAAUUUAGAUUGGGUGGGUCAUGAAAAUUUUUUUGUAAGAUUAGAUGGGCUUUUAAAUUUUUAUCUACAUCCUAAGAUGGGUCACCGAACUUAUUGGCAAAAUUUGUGAUUUACCUCCAGCCCACCCUAGCAAUUACUUUAUGACCAGUCCCUAAAUUUUGAUCUAGGCAAGAAGAACAAAAUAGAUAUUAAUUUGUAUUACGCACGCCCGCGCGUAAUACAAAUUAAUACAAAAUUUGCAAAUUUCACAGGGCUAUAUACUUUCCUCAUUUUACAACAUUUUGCAACCAAAUUUUGCAAUUUUACUAAUUUUAACAUGCUCUUUCUAGCUAUGGUAAUGGAUUUUGUUCUUCUUGCCUAGAUCAAAAUUUAGUCUCUAGCUGGAAUAAUCCAUACAGAGCUUUGAAGUACUUUUAAGCUUGAUUGUAGGACACUUUAACAAGGCUCAAAAUAACGGGAGAUAGGUCUCCGGUCAACUUUAUUUUAGCUCGGUCAAAAUCUGUUUUUUACCGGUCAUUGAUACGCUUACACUAACAGUGAAACAAACUAUUAGAGACUUGUUUCGAUACAUCAUAGUUUCAUGUUUUAAUUCAAGACAUCAGCAAUCACAUUGGAAGGCAUGAAACUGUGGCCGGUCAAGAGGCAUUUUUGGCUGGUUAUUGUCCGUUGACCGGCCGUUUAUAUGUUGAGCCCUGCACUUAUUAUAACGCCAUAAUCUUUAGCGUAUUUUGUUUGUUUUAUUAUUAGCUCGAGGCAAAAGUGGUGACGAAAAUGAAUGAAAUGCAGAAACACAACAUGUCGUGGAUAGAGGUAGACGCAAAGAAAACCUAACCUGACAUCAAGACAAUGUGCUCAUUUCCUCUGUAUUCUGCUCAUGGGUUAAUAGUGGGGUGUAAAACGUAUAUCUGUACUCCAAAUCUAUUACCCCACCCUGCUUGUCAACAUUUCUUGUGGAAGGAAACUGGAUUACUGGGAGAAAACCCACGACUUUCGGCAGAGCGUUGACUCACUCUUUUCACAUGAAGGUCUUGAGUCCUGAAUGAGAAUGGAAUCUCAGAAGUGAUUGGCUCUUGCUGUGAUGUCCCAGUAAUGUCCCAAUAACAAAGUACAUGUAUGAUUGUGAUGUUACUCUGAGUGUGCAUCCACACCGGGCAAGCUGAACAGUUUACCUGACUACGGUGGGAAUCGAACCCGCGACCUUUGGGAUACCAGUCCAAUGCUCUACCAACUAGUAUCCCAACGGUCGCGGGGUUCGAUUCCCACCGUGGUCAGGCAAACCGGUGUGGAUGCACACUCAGAGUAACAUCGCAAACAUCAUAUACACCUGAGUAUAUAACACCAAUACACAAAAAGUAAAGUACAUGUAUAUUUGAAUCCAGGUUCAGUUCUCACCGUGGCCAGCUUGCCCGGUGUUUCAGCUUGCGCCCGGUGUGGAUACACACUCAGAGUAACAUCACAAACAUCAUAUUCACCUGAGUACAUAAGACCAACACACAAAAAGUAAAGUACAUGUAUAUUUGAAUCCAGGUUCAGUUCCUGACGAAGGCUGUCAAAGUUCUCUCAAUGUGUCGUAAUACGUUAAAGUAUACCUACGUCUUCGCCUUCUAUCUUCAGAAGAACAAUCAGACAGUGAUAUUCGAGGUAUGGACAUCAAUUUUUUAAACAGUCUCGUUUCACUAAGCACCAUCGUGCAGCAGUGGUGUUCAACCCGCAGUUAUCAGAGUGAGAAAAUAAUGUUCAUUCUUUUCAUUGUAUGUAGUAGUCUUGUAUUUGGAGGCAACUAAGUAGAAUUGAGACGUUUAUUUUAAUUUUCUUGUUAAUACAAGUGUCUUGAAGUUACCCGCCAUUUGCUGCCGUGAAAUGUUUGCUGUGAAAUCCGGCCUUACCAAACUAACGUUAUUUAUUUCAGGACAACCAGAAAGACGUAGAAAUGGCGACUGAGACGCUCUCUGAAUAUCUGGAACGCGACAUCAGUUCAGAAAAUCUCGGUUGCAUAAAACAGAAAGUUCAAGAUAAAUACAGGUAUAUUGAUGAUUGAAUAAUUAAUCACAUCAUCAAUUCAUUGGUUGAUUGAAUAAUUAAUGUCAUCAAUCGAUUGAUUGAUUGAUUGAUUGAUUGAUUGAUUGAUUGAUUGAUUGAUUGAUUGAUUGAUUGAUUGAUUGAUUGAAAAAUUAAUUACACAAUCAAGUGAUCGAUUGGUUAAUUGAUUACAUCAUCAACUGAUUGAUUGAGUAAUAACUUUCUCCAUGAAUUGAUUGGUUACCUCAUUGAUUAGUGAUUGAUUUAUUAUAUGUUUAAUUGUAUUGAUUAUAUUUAUUGGCUGAGUACAUUUCCAUUAUACUGUUGAAUUGAUUGUCUUCAAUGAUUAUUGUGUGUUUGAGAGAUUGAUGAUAUAAUCUAUUAUUUGAUAAAUUUAUUGAUAUAUUUCAGAUACUGUGAAAUGCGACGAAAGGUCUUACUGGAUCACGUAAAUGAAGGAUACGAAAGAGACUUUUGGGAGUUCCAGGAUAUCCCCUAACGUAGGCUUCUAUACACAAUUAUCCAUACCUCUAGAAAGCGCGUUAGAACGUCAGCACAAAAUGACUGCGCGCGCAGCCGCUUGCUGUAAGAAAGAAGAGAAUGAACUCUGAGAAACUGCAAAAGAGAAAAUUUACUCGCCAGUGAAACACAAACUUGUUAUGUUCACAUUCAUUUGGACCGCAUCAUGGUGUUGUACAGUUUUAGUUUACAUGUAUAUAGACCUCGAGAACUGCGCUCUACCUUCAAAUCAUUUAUGUCUUAGAAAUCAAUUCUAGUUGAAAAAUAUGACAGAAUUUUCCAAAAAAAGAUGUUAUGUUCAUUUACGUUUAAGCACUGCGAUUCCUUCAGGUUUUCGUCUCGUCACGUUUUCGAAUAUUGUCAGCUGCUGUUGUCACCGUAUGCCGUUUCCCUCCAUCCCUGUUAGAAAAUACAUUAUGCAGCGAGAUAAUUCUUUAUCAAUUGAAACAAUUCGCGUAUUUCAUUUAAUUGCUAGGAAAUGACGUUCUGUAAUAAUUCGUAUGUCUUCAGUUAAAAAUAGUAUUUAAUCAUUAUAUAGCUGCGCCAUUUCUUCCAGUAGAACAAUGGCACUUUAUACUACAGUAUUUACAUUUAAAACUUAUCUACUUAAUUACGAUUUUUUCCUGUUUGAUCUAAUAUCUAAUUAUUAGGAAUUGUACAGGUAUAUUAUUCACCCUAUAGCAAACCCGUUAUAGUAUGAAAUGAG